Molecule: messenger RNA, 1458 nt
Organism: Aspergillus mulundensis
Lineage: Eukaryota; Fungi; Ascomycota; Eurotiomycetes; Eurotiales; Aspergillaceae
Gene: aclA
Product: putative ATP citrate lyase subunit (Acl)
Exons: 2
Coding region: 1-1458 (485 amino acids)
Biological process (GO): tricarboxylic acid cycle; succinyl-CoA metabolic process
Cellular component (GO): succinate-CoA ligase complex
Molecular function (GO): succinate-CoA ligase (ADP-forming) activity
Source: RefSeq, a predicted model, not a curated record
AUGUCCGCCAAGUCGAUCUUCGAAGCCGAUGGCAAGGCCAUCCUCAACUACCACCUCACUCGCGCCCCCGUUAUCAAGCCGACUCCUCUCCCUCCUUCCAGCACUCACAACCCUCCCCCCAAGCUCGCCUCUCUCUACUUCCCCGACGACCUUGCGGUGAAGGACGUUCUCGACCAGGCCGAGACCACAUACCCAUGGCUGCUCGUCCCCGGGUCCAAGUUCGUCGCUAAGCCAGACCAAUUGAUUAAGCGACGAGGCAAGAGCGGUCUCCUCGCUCUGAACAAGACCUGGGCUGAGGCCAGGGAGUGGAUUGAGGCUCGUGCUACAAAGGAACAGCAGGUUGAGACCGUUGUCGGUGUCCUCCGCCACUUCCUCGUUGAGCCUUUCGUUCCUCACCCUCAGGAGACCGAGUACUACAUCAACAUCCACUCCGUGCGUGAGGGUGACUGGAUCCUCUUCACCCACGAGGGUGGUGUCGACGUCGGCGAUGUCGACGCUAAGGCCGAGAAGCUUCUGAUUCCCGUCAACCUCAAGAACUACCCCUCCAACGAGGAAAUCGCUUCCGCACUCCUCAGCAAGGUCCCCAAGGGCAUCCACAACGUCCUGGUGGACUUCAUCUCCCGCCUCUACGCCGUCUACGUUGACUGCCAGUUCACCUACCUCGAAAUCAACCCUCUCGUUGUUAUUCCCAACGCCGAUGCCACUUCCGCCAAUGUCUACUUCCUUGACUUGGCUGCCAAGCUUGACCAGACUGCUGAGUUCGAGUGCGGUACCAAGUGGGCUGUUGCCCGUAGCCCCGCCAACCUUGGCCUGGCUGCUCUCCCCACCUCCGACAAGGUCAACAUCGACGCUGGUCCCCCCAUGGAGUUCCCCGCUCCUUUCGGUCGUGAGCUGAGCAAGGAGGAGAAGUUCAUCUCCGACAUGGACGCCAAGACUGGUGCCUCUCUUAAGCUCACUGUCCUGAACGCCAACGGCCGCGUUUGGACCCUCGUUGCCGGUGGUGGUGCCUCCGUCGUCUACGCCGAUGCCAUCGCUUCCGCUGGUUUCGUCAGCGAGCUCGCCAACUACGGUGAAUACUCCGGUGCUCCCACCGAGACCCAGACUUUCAACUACGCCCGCACCAUCCUCGACCUGAUGCUGCGCUCGCCCAUCCACCCUGACGGCAAGGUUCUUUUCAUCGGUGGUGGUAUUGCCAACUUCACGAACGUCGCCUCCACCUUCAAGGGUGUCAUCCGCGCCCUGCGGGAGGUUGCCCCCGUUCUCAACGAGCACAAGGUCCAGAUCUGGGUCCGCCGUGCUGGUCCCAACUACCAGGAGGGUCUCAAGAACAUCAAGGCCGUUGGCGAGGAGCUCGGCCUCAACAUGCACGUUUACGGCCCUGAGAUGCACGUCAGUGGUAUCGUGCCUCUUGCCCUCCAGGGCAAGCAAACUGAUAUCAAGGAGUUCGGUUCAGCGUAA